ACGUCAAUUCCAAAGCUCCUCUUUUCUGAUCACCACGUUUUUGUGGUUGUUGAUUAGCUUUUACUGAUAGGUUCGACACCUUGAGAGCCCUUCCACAACUUCCCUGUGAUCCUGAUCAGUUUAAAAUGGCCGCGCUAGCGGCUGUGCGUUGCGUCGCCAUGUCGUCGUCGCAGGCUCUGCACGCGAGCAUCGCCCCGUCGUCGCAGCACCAGUCGUCGCAUGGAGUCGUGGCGUCGUGCGCGCGCGUGCAAGUCGGCGGGAGCUGCACCGAAUCGUCGUUCCUGGGAUGCUCGAGGGUGUCGGUGGGGAGGAGACAAGCGGGAGCGAAGCGGAUGGUAACGAGGAUGGCGCCAGACGAAGAGAAGAUGACCAAGCGCUCGCCGCUCGACUUCCCUGUGGAAUGGGAGCGGCCCGCCCCCGGGCGGAGACCGGACAUUUUUCCGCAGUUCUCGCCGCUGAAGCCGCCGCUGCCGCAGCCGCCUCCAGCGGACCCGCCGUACGAGGAGGAGGAGGACGAGGAGCGCAAGGACCCCGAGAUCGACCCCGACAAGGACCCCGACCAGCCGCCGCCCGAGGAGUAGCGCGCCGGGGGGGGGGGAGGGGGUGGGAGGGGAGGAAGUUGGGGGAGAUGGGGGGUAGGGCAGCAGGGAAAGCGGCCAUGGUUGUCGUUUGGGAUGAGAGUGGUUUAGAAAUGCCUCAUGUGUCGGCUUGGCCGAAGCAAGCGGCCAUCAGCGUGACUAGAGCAGGACUCGAGGCCGUGACUAGUAGCGGAGUUUUCCGUGUGUGUGUAAUGCUGGUCGGAAGCCUGAGAGAGAACGGAGCUGAAUGUGGCACAGGGAGCUCUGUAAGCAAGCCGAGGAGGGGUUUUCCGGUUGACUCAUGUGAUUAUAUGCCCUUUGUUGAUGUAGUUUAGUCCCUAUUUUUCAUCAAGUUCUGGCAGCUACUGAAACCG
Molecule: messenger RNA, 952 nt
Organism: Closterium sp. NIES-67
Lineage: Eukaryota; Viridiplantae; Streptophyta; Zygnematophyceae; Desmidiales; Closteriaceae
Source: the annotation of a GenBank genome assembly